This is a messenger RNA of Oryza sativa Japonica Group (Japanese rice), 1279 nucleotides long. The record is from RefSeq and is a predicted model, not a curated record. Lineage: Eukaryota; Viridiplantae; Streptophyta; Magnoliopsida; Poales; Poaceae.
AACCAAUCGCUGCCUCCCCGCGUUAUCUCUUCUCCCCCACACGCACAGUAGCCAGUGAGUACUAGUCACACCACACGCUUGGCUUGACGCCGCACGCCUCCGCUCCGCUCCGCCGCCGCGGCCGAUCUCUCUAGGGCUUCCAACCUCGCCGGCGACGCGACGCCACGCCAUGGCCGCCCCGGUCGUGGACGCCGAGUACCUCCGCCAGGUCGACAGGGCGCGCCGCCACCUCCGCGCCCUCAUCUCCUCCAAGGGAUGCGCGCCCAUCAUGCUCCGCCUCGCAUGGCAUGACGCGGGCACUUAUGACGUGAACACAAAAACUGGUGGUGCAAAUGGUUCAAUUAGAUACGAGGAAGAGUACACUCACGGUUCAAAUGCUGGUCUAAAGAUUGCUAUUGAUCUUCUCGAGCCUAUUAAAGCCAAGAGCCCUAAGAUCACAUAUGCUGACCUUUAUCAGCUUGCUGGAGUUGUUGCAGUUGAAGUUACUGGGGGUCCAACUGUUGAGUUCAUUCCUGGAAGACGUGAUUCGUCAGUUUGCCCCCGUGAAGGGCGUCUUCCUGAUGCUAAGAAAGGUGCACUGCACUUGAGGGACAUCUUUUACCGGAUGGGCUUAUCAGACAAAGAUAUAGUAGCUUUAUCUGGGGGUCACACUCUGGGAAGGGCACAUCCUGAAAGGUCUGGAUUUGAAGGCGCAUGGACUCAGGAGCCUCUGAAGUUUGACAAUUCGUACUUUCUUGAGCUACUGAAGGGGGAAUCUGAGGGGCUUCUGAAGCUCCCAACUGACAAGGCAUUGUUGGAAGAUCCUUCAUUUAGACGCUAUGUGGAUCUUUAUGCCAGGGAUGAAGACACCUUCUUCAAGGACUACGCUGAAUCGCACAAGAAGCUUUCUGAACUUGGCUUCACUCCACGGAGCAGCGGCCCUGCAUCUACGAAAUCUGAUCUUUCAACUGGUGCUGUACUCGCACAGAGUGCUGUCGGGGUAGCUGUUGCUGCAGCUGUAGUUAUCGUGAGCUACCUAUACGAGGCUUCUAAGAAGAGCAAGUAAGAUUGCUAUGUUCUUCAUCAGCAUGGCCUCAUAGUAAGUAUCAGGGUCAAAUAACAGAAUUCUAGUGAUGAUCCAGCCAUACGAACACUUCCUUCAUGUCUACAUAUACCCUAUCAAUAUUUCAUGGGGAAUUAUAUGGAGAUGACAUAGCUUCACUAUUUAAAAGCACUUUGGACAUAUAUUAUUCCGUCUUCUGUGUGCUCUCUAAUAUCUACAAGAACAGUGGUUUGUGUC